Molecule: messenger RNA, 4414 nt
Organism: Ostrea edulis (European flat oyster)
Lineage: Eukaryota; Metazoa; Mollusca; Bivalvia; Ostreida; Ostreidae
Product: trichohyalin-like
Exons: 28
Coding region: 287-3667 (1126 amino acids)
Source: RefSeq, a predicted model, not a curated record
UACUAGUUUCGUAUUUUACGGUGCUUACUUCCGAUUUACUAGUUUGCGUUAGAUUUUAUUUGAUUUACAUUUAAAAUACAUUUGAUAUAUUGCAAACUAGAGUGAAGUGCAAUUGGUUUUGAUUGUUUAAGAAUUUUAUUAACACAUUGGAUGAUAUAUUUGUCGACAAAACAUCGUAAUUAACGCGGGAGACACUUGUUGCUAACCACGCUAUUGUGUGUCGCACCUUGUCAACAACCGUCCAUUAUCGAUAGAGAGCGGAACACACGUGCCUUACGGAAACAAAAUGUGUGCUGCAAUGGUGGACAGAAAUCCAGACUAUCCUUCUGCUGAUUACGGCCGCUCUAUGUACGACUCCCACCCACAGAAUGACUAUGGUCGCCCAUCAUAUGACUACAAUCAACCUUCCUACCAGCAGCGGGGACAGGACUAUGACCCACCCUCACAGUAUCAGAGAGCCCCAGACCCUCCCGUGAUAACCUCGGGGUUAGUCAGUUUAAGUGAUGAAAAAGCCAAAGAACGCAGGCAUAUGAUACAGAUGGAAAUGCGUAAAGAAUAUCAGGAUCACAUGCGGCGACAAAAGCCUGUGUAUUAUACCACAGGGAGCCCAGAGCAGGGACUUCCCAUAGGAAACUAUUCCCAGGCUCGCAAGGUUCUGGACACCGAACGACACCGAGACUACAAUAGAUUUAUGAAGGAGAAAGAGGAACAGGCCAACAGGCGGCGGGAUGAGGCUUUGUAUCGCCAAGAGGCCUCACCUCCCCGACAACCCAAUCAGACCGAAAUGUACGACCACAACCAGGUGUCUCAGCAACUCCGUGAAGAAAGACGGAAGGAGUACAACGAUUACUUGAAACAGAAGGAGAUUUUGGAGCAUGAGAACGCUAGGCGACCAGUAACCCCCCCUGGUGGGCUUGCUAUAGGUGGAUAUGAUGUGUAUCGCAAUCAACUUAAAGCCGAUAGAGUUCGUGAAUAUAGGGAGUCUUUGCUUAAGCAACAAAAUGAGCAAUGGUUACAGCGAGCUAAAGAAAUUCAGUUGGACAUCUCCCCCAGCCAUGAAGGCCACUUGGAGACUGAGCGCCCUCUAGUGGGCUCUCCGCGGAACGUAAUAAUCGAUUAUAAAAAACUUAAAGAAGAGCUCAAAGCAGAGCGUAAGAAUGAUUAUAAUCAACUCUUGGAACAGAAAGAGGCAAAUGGUACCCCUCGUGCCCCUCCCACCCCGCCUGUGGGCCUCAAUAUACCCACCGAGGCUGAGAGACACAAAAUUGCAGAACUCAGGAAGAAGCAGUAUCGAGAGGAGUUACUGAGGCAACAAAAAGAACAAAUUCUGAACCGAGCCCAGCACCAACUGGAAAUUCCAGUGAUUGACCGUCGCCAGCCGUACUCAGAUCCCCCUCCUCCCAACAACCCUCCCCAGGACCGCCCUCCCUCGGGGAGAUGGGACCCCGAGUCUUACAGACAAAGUGCUUUUGCUCCAGUGAAGAGAGUUACGUCCCCUCCACACCAGGCCAAUAUCGGCCAUGACGAUUACGGACAAUACCGCAGGCAGAAUGAACAUGACGUUCGAAACAAGGAAUAUAAUGACUUUUUAGCAAAGAAACAAUAUAUGGAGGAUGAGAAGAAGCAGAAGUUGGUGGAACAACGUCGUCAGGCUCCUGCACCGAUCGUCAAGGGCAAUUACUAUGACUCGGAACAGUACGACCUGAGACGUCAGGCACUGAACGAGCAGCAGCACAAAGACUAUCAGAAUUACCUCAGAGGCCAGCCUGCCACACCCCCCGAGGCAUACGGGCUUCCCAUAGGUCAACAUCAUUAUACCCCCAAACAAAAAUGGAUGGAACAACAAAGAAAUAUGGAAUACAACCAGUUGUUGAAGCUACAGGGUGGCCAUUUCAAACGAAUGUGGACCCCUAAAGGUUUCGUUACCAGCCUUCCUAUGAUUGAGAGUGAGCUCAAGUACAAAGAGUUUCUCAAAAUGCAAGAGAAACAGAGAAAUCAAGACUACAAUAUCCACCUCAAGCACAACCAUCAGCAUAAACGACCCCCAACACCAGACUCCCAGCAGGGGUUACCCCUCAGUCAGCGGCAAUAUGAUAGCAUGCGUAAAAUGCAAGAAAUACAGCGUAAUAAAGAAUACAACGCACUGCUGGCAAAGAAAGGUUUUGAGAAACAUCAGCCCCCAGAGACAAAUCGCCACCCAGAGUUUGGAAUGAAAAGCGAAUUCCAGGACCAGUUCCAGGAUCCCGUCGCUAUCCUGACAAACAGGAGCAAACACUCCUCUGAGUCUUACUUGAGUGAGAUAGACAAACAGGCUCGAUUUAAUCUGAAUUCACACAUACAGAUUGCACCCCAGGCUAUUUCCAGUGACAUUGGAAUGUCUAAUAAUGGGAAUCUCUCAUCCUCCGGAUGGAUGACAGAGACAAAAGAUGAGUACAGAAGUCCAUCCAUAAAAAGACCAGAAUUACUGCCGGACAGUCAGGAUGCAGCAGGCAGACAGUCCCAGAGGAAUGCGCCCCUGGGGUCCCUAAUCACCGGAGACAGGGUCGACUACCCCAGCAGUGCCGAUCUGAAAUUUAACCGAGAACGGCGCAAGGAGUACAAUGAAUACAUCAAGCCCCAAGAUCUACAGAACAUCCACAGGAAAAGAGAAGAGGCCAUAUCUAAGAUUGAGGCGGAGGGUAUAGAUCUGGACAAGGUCCGAAUCUUCCCCCAGGGGGAAUAUCAGGACAAGCAUAAACAGCUACAGGAAGAGUGGAAGAAAAACUUCCGCGAUUUCGCAGCUAAGAAGCAUGAAAUUGUCAAGAAAGAUCUAGAAGAACGAGAGAGAGUGCUGGCUGGUUAUUACGGCAAGGAGAUCGAUAAUCCCAUGAUCCUCCCAGCGGGGGAGUAUAAAGACAAACAACGGCACUUCCAGCAGCAGUGGCGGGACGAAUGUCGUGACUAUUACUCAGGGCAUCCAGUGGUUCUGAGGUCAAAAGAUAUUUGGAAAGCAGACGAUCUGGUCCACACGAUUCCGCAGUCAGGGGAAUACAAAGGUCGACGAGAGAGGCUGAACACCGAGCUCCGAAAGGAGUUCAAAGAAUAUCAGAGCCAGAAAACUCCCCCUAAAGAACGACCUAAAGACAAUGGAAAACAAGGGGCGGUCCUGUUUGACCCGGUGUAUAGUAAAGAGGUCAGAAGUAGAGUUCGGGAGGAGAGAUCCAAAGAUUUUCAGCACUUCCUGGAGAAACAGGAAGCUGAGCGAUUCAGGAAGCAGGAAAACACCCGCCCAGACAACCGCAUUGGAUUUAUGUCUCAUCUCGGAAAACCUGUUGAAGAGAUGAGGGAGAAACUCAAAAAGGAGCGACACGAGGAAUAUAACAAGUACCUUCAGAGUAAACAUAACUCACAGCAACAGCAGUGCCCUCUUGUGGAACGACCAAAGUGGGUGGACCCCCACAUAAUGGAAGAUAAUUGGCAGAGAGAAUCUGGAGGAUCUAGGUCAAGACCAACCAGUAACAAAUCUGUCCCAACCCCAUCAUAUGAAGAAAUGUUGGAGAAAAAGAGGAGAGAGGAAGCCUCCUACAGGCGUUACGAUGAUCCGGAAUAUUCCAGGUCUGGAGGGGAACGACGCAACCCAAACCAGUCACCUUACGAUGCUCCAUAUAGACGCUCCAAUCAGGACUGAGAUUAAUGUGCCGAUUUUAUGUACAGUGUAGACCAGAUAGAGCGGCAAAGCAUGCACAACUUUAAGUGAAUCCAUCCAGUAUUAUACCCCUAACACUAGUGUAGAUCUUAAUAUUAACCAACGGCAGUCAACCAAAGCUACUGUAUAUAUUGUAUAUAACCCAAUCACUACGAUCUGUGAUAGAUUUACCUCCCUUUAAACAGAAUCUGCUGAAAAACAAAAUGCCAAUUCUCUGUGUCGUCGGCACCUGUUCUACCGUUCUGUGAUAAGCCAUGUUUUGUGUGGAGCUUUAAUUCUAUGUUAUAUGUUAUACAUUAAUCAUGAUUUACUUGGAAUUCAAAUGAAAGUGCUACAGUUUUAUAUAUCAUAUUAAUUAACAUUAAUUACUUUUGUGUUUUAUGUGUGCCAUAAUCAUGGAAAUUUAUAAAAUGGAAAACUGUUUCUGUCAAAAUACACGACUUUUCAAAUAUUUUUUCAUUCAAACACUCUAUCAAUGCACCAUUUAUAUAAUUUAUUUUGUCAUAAAGGAAUAUUUAUGUUGAGCAAAUUAUUGUAUAAUUGUAUGAAAACAAUAUAUACUGCUGAGAAAGGACAAUUUCUUGUAUGUAUAUUCUGUAAUGAUCUGUUGAUGCUCUGCUGAAUGUAUUUAUGAAUUCAUUGAUGGUAAAGGACUUUGACGUGAUUUAGGAUUAUACGAGAAAAACGGGAAUGCUUUCUCCAUAGAAAUAAACUCACAAUAAACAGAGA